GACUAAACAGCGACGAAAGCAGACAUACUGACGUUACGUGAUUAGAAGUUAAAAAUGUCUUUUCUUGAGGUUUUCUUUUAUUUUGUGGCUUUACCGAAUUUUAAAAUUUAUCAAUUAUAUUUAAUCUCGCUGGUCCAGCUGUUACCAUCUUACUAAUAAUUUUCUCUAAUUGGUUUGCGGUUUCAUCCGAUUUUACGUUUCUUAAACCAUUGAUGCCAUUCGAUGUCUUCCUUGGAAUUUAACACAAUCCCGGGACUACAUGCAAUAUAUAUAUAAAUAAUAGUAGUUUUCCUCAUCUCAUUGUGUAUGUAACUUGCGACUGUAUGCAAGCAAGUUGUACGCGAAAUAGCCCAAACAGAAAGAAUGUUGCUGCGUGCAUUGUGGAAGAUACAAGUAUUGUCUCCAUCCCGUCUGUUCUUAUCUUAUUCUUCUCUGUGUCUAUUAGGAAUCUGGCAAGGAACAUGAUAGACCACCUUCCAAGCAGUGUUUUAAGCAAUCUGAUGAAAUUGGAAGUCUUGGACUUGUCAGGAAAUCAAAUUGGUUCCAUCAAAGGAGGAGUUUUCAGCGGACUGCAGAAACUUUCAACACUGUAUCUCGGUGAGAAUAGGGUUUCAAAGCUUGAAACUGGUAGUUUCCACGACAUGCCGAGCCUGAAGCAUUUGUGGCUGUCUAUCAACAUGAUCUGGGACCUUCCUCAUAAUAUAUUUCAUGGCCUCAUCCACCUUAAAGUACUGUCUGUAUCACUGUUUUCUUGCACAACUUUUGCAUGCAGAAGUAAAUAUAACGCCGCAUGCCUUAUUCUCAUGAGUUAUAAAUAAGUAUACAGGUGGCAGGCUUACUGAUUACAGUUAGACAACCAAGUAAUAUCAAACGUUUAUGAUAUCUCCAGUUAUGGAAAACAAUACCAAAUGUAGCUGUGAAUCACAAGAAAACUUCGGUUGAAUGAAAGGGCUUUUCUACGAACUAGUGUACUCUUAGGAGUAAGUAUUUGAGUAAAAGAAAAGAUAUAAAGAUAAUAAAUAAAUAAGAAUACUGAAAAGAAAAAACUGAGUUCACUUUACUAAACGCGAGUCUGUGUCUGUCUUUCAAAGCUAUUGUAGCCCAGUUCCAAAUGGGUGUUAGUUUGUCUAGCUAGGAAAUAUCUAGAGCUUUGAAAAUCAUG
Molecule: messenger RNA, 1162 nt
Organism: Orbicella faveolata
Lineage: Eukaryota; Metazoa; Cnidaria; Anthozoa; Scleractinia; Merulinidae
Cellular component (GO): extracellular matrix
Molecular function (GO): protein binding
Source: RefSeq, a predicted model, not a curated record